Humulus lupulus (European hop) is the source of this 1919-nucleotide messenger RNA. Its product is annotated as cyclase-associated protein 1. The transcript has 10 exons. NCBI's taxonomy places the organism in Eukaryota, Viridiplantae, Streptophyta, Magnoliopsida, Rosales, Cannabaceae. The coding region runs from base 142 to 1551 and encodes 469 amino acids. Gene Ontology annotation, molecular function: actin binding; adenylate cyclase binding. The record is from RefSeq and is a predicted model, not a curated record. Gene Ontology annotation, cellular component: cytoplasm. Gene Ontology annotation, biological process: regulation of adenylate cyclase activity; cytoskeleton organization.
UUAAAUUCUCCUUUUCGACUUUCGGCAUUGCAAAAGUUAUAAAAUUAAAAAAAAAAAAAAAAACGAAAAGAGACGAAGCAUAUAAUUACAAGUCACAGCAGACAGAUCUGAGAGACACACAUAGACUGGGGUUCGGGUGCUAUGGAGGAGAAGCUGGUACUGAGAUUGGAAUCGGCGGUGGCCCGCUUAGAGGCGCUGUCGACUGGGUUCACUGCCAGGAGCUUGCCGGAGAUUGGUGACGUAGCCCCGCUUGAUCCCUCGAUUUUGGCUUUCGACGACCUGUUGGGUCAGUACUUGGCUAGGGUUUCGGCUGCUGCGGAGAAGAUUGGGGGCCAGGUCCUUGACGUUACCAAGAUUCUCCAAGAAGCUUUUACUGUUCUUAGGGAGCUGCUUGUCAAGGUCAAGCAAACUCAGAAACCAGACCUUGCAGGAUUAGCUGAAUUUCUCAAACCAUUGAAUGAAGUAAUCUCGCAAGCAAAUAAAUUGACAGAAGGGAGGCGAUCUGAUUUUUUUAACCACUUGAAGGCUGCUGUUGAUAGUCUCUCUGCUUUAGCUUGGAUUGCAUACACAGGAAAAGAAUGUGGAAUGAGCAUGCCUACAGCACAUGUCGAAGAGAGUUGGCAGAUGGCUGAAUUUUACAACAACAAGAUUCUUGUAGAGUACAAAAGCAAAGACCCAAACCAUGUAGAAUGGGCCAAAGCCCUGAAGGAGCUCUAUUUUCCUGGUUUGAGGGACUAUGUCAAGAGUAAUUAUCCUUUGGGUCCAGUUUGGAGUUCCACUGGAAAAGCAGUCACUGCUGCUCCUAGACCCAGUGCUCCUGCCCCUCCACCUCCUCCGCCAGUGUCUCUCUUCACAUCUGAAUCUUCUCAGGCAUCAUCAUCAACAGCUUACAAGCAAGGGAUGUCUGCCGUCUUCCAAGAAAUUAAUUCUGGGAAGCCUGUGACUUCUGGUUUGAGAAAGGUUACAGAUGAUAUGAAGACGAAGAAUCGUGCAGAUAGAACUGGCGUUGUUGGUUCUGGGGAAAAAGAAACUCGUACCAGUUCACCUUCAUUUUCUAAGGCAGGUCCUCCAAAGCUAGAACUUCAAAUGGGUCGUAAGUGGGUUGUUGAGAAUCAAAUUGGAAAGAAAAACUUAGUGAUUGAUGACUGUGAUGCAAAGCAAUCUGUAUAUAUUUUUGGAUGCAAAGACUCUGUUUUGCAGGUUCAAGGUAAAGUAAAUAACAUCACUGUAGACAAAUGUACUAAGAUGGGGGUUGUAUUUAAGGAUGUUGUGGCUGCUUUUGAGAUUGUAAACUGCAAUGGGGUGGAGGUGCAAUGUCAGGGAUCAGCUCCAACAAUUUCAGUUGACAAUACAGCAGGCUGCCAAUUAUAUCUUAGCAAAGAUUCUCUUGGGGUGUCAAUAACAACUGCGAAGUCAAGUGAGAUCAAUGUGUUGGUUCCUGGUUCUGAACCAGAUGGUGAUUGGGGGGAACAUUCAUUGCCACAACAGUUUGUUCAUAUAUUUAAGGAUGGUCACUUUGAGACUACUCCAGUCUCCCACUCUGGAGGGUAAUUGGUACUUAUUUCAGUUGCCAAUUGCGUAUGUUGUUCUCUCAUAUCUCCUUGUCAUUGAGCAUUUGGGCUGUGGUUGGGAUUCUAGUCAUCUGUUUUUAUAGUUAAUUGGUUACGGCUUAUAAUGGUGAUGCAUUCACAUUGCUUUCAUUCUUGGCAACCUCGUCAGUUUGAUAAACCUUGGGAAUUUUCAGUUUGUUUCUAUGAGUUUUGGAGUGAGAUCCGUGUAACAGAUAUCAAGCUGUAAAGAGCCAUAUGUUCUUGUAAUGUUCUGCUGUGUAUUUUUUUUUUAUUUAUAUCGAUUUUGUACUUAUAUUUGAAAAUUUUAAAGAUGAAAGUAAUGGUUUUGAAGCUGUUUGCUUUUUGAAA